Molecule: messenger RNA, 2991 nt
Organism: Anguilla rostrata (American eel)
Lineage: Eukaryota; Metazoa; Chordata; Actinopteri; Anguilliformes; Anguillidae
Gene: rab20
Product: RAB20, member RAS oncogene family
Exons: 2
Coding region: 341-1144 (267 amino acids)
Biological process (GO): intracellular protein transport
Cellular component (GO): endomembrane system
Molecular function (GO): GTP binding; GTPase activity
Source: RefSeq, a predicted model, not a curated record
AACACUCAGCACACUAAAAGCGUCAUUCAUCACAAGUUUAAUCUGUCAGUUUGUAGCAGUUUUUUCCUUUUUUCCAACUUCCUGUUUCGUCAUCAACUCUAGAGUAUACUUCUAUCAAGCUGAAUCAGAGACUGGACUUCAUUGAGAAAAGCGCGUUCUCGGGUUUUUUUGGUCAGGUAACUCGACAAAGUUGGUUACAAACGUUAGCCAUUUGUUUUAGUUGACGUUUACGAUCACCUGCGUUUUUCAUGUUUAUACACAAGGAGAGAAGAUCAGUCAUGUUUCUUGGUCUUACGAGACUGCAACUGCUAGGAUGUUAACCACCUGAAGGUUCUUUUAAAUGAAAGGAAAGUUUGAUAUCGAUGUUGUAGCCGAUUCGACGAUAACUAAGCGGCGUGUUCAAAGGGCCACCAUGCCCGACUAUGCUAAGAUGAAAAAGCCGGACGUUAAAUUGGUCAUCCUCGGGGAUAUGAACGUUGGAAAGACCUCUUUGCUGCACAGGUACACGGAAAGAAAGUUUAAAGAUACUAUUAGUACGGUCGGAGGGGCGUUCUUUUUGAAACAGUGGGGACCGUACAACAUUUCCAUCUGGGACACCGCAGGUCGGGAGCAGUUCCAUGGCCUUGGUUCCUUGUACUGCAGAGGUGCAGCGGCGGUCAUCCUCACCUAUGACGUCACUAACUGGCAGAGUCUGGCGGAGCUGGAGGACCGCUUCCUGUCUCUGACCGACACGGCCAACAGCGACUGCAUUUUCGCCAUCGUGGGCAACAAGGCCGACCUCACCGACCCCAGAGCCCUUGUGGAGGAGGAAAGCGAGGAGGAGAAAGAGGUGGUCCCCCAGCUCAGCUCCUCACCCACAGGCCCCCCUAAGUUCCGUAAGCAGGUGCUCCGGGAGGACGCCAUGGCCUUUUACAGUCGCAUCCUGCGCUACAAGCUCCUGGACGAGGCCACCAGCCUGCCGGCGGAGAGCAUGUGCUUCGAGACCAGCGCCAAGACGGGCUACAACGUGGACCUGCUGUUCGAGACACUUUUCAACAUGGUCCUCCCGUCCAUACUCAAGAAGGAAUCGCAGAGCUGCUCUCCCACCGUCGACCUGGAGGAGUGCCGGGAGGUAAAGAGGACCAAGGCUGGGUGUUGCACUUGAAUCAUAAAGACUUGAACACUGUACGACACUUAUAGGAUAGUAGUUUUUUAGGGUCCACAGGGUUCAUAAUCUGUUUGUGUGUGUUUCUCUGAGAUUCGCUGUUGCCUGUGUUGAUUUUCUCACGCUUGCAUGCAAUACAAAGCUAUGGCUGCUCCAAAUAAGGGGCGAACUUGGUGGGGAAGUUGCUCAUAAUGAGAUAAUCAACCGGAUAUGCAAUAAGUCAUAACACAACUCAGAUUUGCACUAUGGCUUCACUAAAUUAUGGGUUUUCUGGCCAAAGCACAUUAUUUGUAGGUCUUAAAUUAUCACCAAAGCCUUUUUUUAAAUGUUUAUAGUUCCACAAGGAAGAAAAAAACAAGAUGGAAAGUCACACUGUUGGGUGAGUAGUCAGUUCAGUGGUACGGCUGCCAAUUGUCUGGGUGAUUACAGUUGUCAGUUGGUCCUGUUUUUGAAGGUGCUUCAAGAGACUUCAUGUUGUAAUGUUUUAUGUUUUCAAUGUUUUAGGCGAUGCUUGUGUUUUGUUGAUUUUUUUUUACGUGCGUUUUGUAUCAAAUCUAUCUUGUAAAAGAUGUGAAACUAUUUAAGAAGUACAUUUUAUAUUGUAUUUUUCCCUUCUGAUUGUACAUUAAAGAAUAAAGAUUCUCAAUUUAAAAUAUUAUUGGUGAAAGAGCCAAGUUAUUUGUGCUAAAUUUCAUGUUGCAUUUUUUUUUUUCAUGCCUUACAUUAUGAUUUCCACAAUUGAACUUAACCAAAGGUGUUAUGCAGUAUGGUGAAAAAUAACAACUCAAGUUGUGGUUAAACUGAGUAAAGUCCUUGCUCCUCCAGCAUGUUACUGCUAAAAAUAUUGUUUUUCACUUGCUAUACUAAUCUUUUGUAUUAAACUGCAAUAUUAAUAUACUAUCAAUGCAUGCCUUUAGAGUUUGUAAGUUGUACAGAGGGCCCCUGGAUCAAAAAACUCCUUUUUAUGUUUUCAUGCAUAUCAGUGUGGAAAAUUAUCCAAUUUUCCCUGUGUUUGGUAAUGUGGCCAUGUUACUGUUUAACAUAUUACAAACUGCUUUUCCAUUUAUUAACUACAUGGGGAUUUAGAAAGGAGUUAGAAAUUAAUUAUAGUCCUUCAUUAUUAUAUGUCUGUUAUCUGAAAUCUUUUGAUUAUAGAUUUCCUUGAAGCACAGCUCAACUUUGAUAAAAUGAUAAAAAUCUUCAUUUUUAGCAAUAUUUCAAAUGUAUAUUAUUAUUAUUAUUAUUAUUGUGUGGUAGAAGUAGUAGUGAUGACAGUAGUAUUGCAAAUUUAUUAUUUCUAAUAAUAAAUAUGGUACCUUUCCUCCUUGUGUCACUGUAACCACUGCAAAAUGUGUUAAGAUGCAACAAUGUGAAAGACUGAGGAGUAUAAUAAAAAUGUGCGACUAAUUACAAAACAAACCAAUAACAUUUAUUUAGCUGUAAUUCAAACCCAGUAGUAAAAUGUAAUAGGAUUCACAGGCUCUUAUUCAGUAAAUUACAUCAAAUUAAUGGAACAAGGAUAUCAAACACUGAUUUAUAAGCACAUGUACACAUUAGAGGUUACAAAUAUUUGAAGGAAGCAUUGCAUUGAACGUAUACUGUAUUUGUCACAUGAGCAAGUUUAAGUGUGUUAUGCAUGGCUUGUCCUGAUGUAAGAUGAAUACUUAUUUUGGUUGCAGUGUUGUUUCAGGAUGAUGCUACAGAAUUAUAUACUGUCAGUGAUUAUCAAUAGAAUAAUUAAAGGAGAUUUUCAGUGCAUGUUCUGUAGCUGUAAAUAAACAGAUCUGGAUAAUCUUAUUCCACAAUAAUGACAUUUUAUUCUCUUGUGUGUAGAUUACUGCUGACAU